AUGGAAAAAAUCAAGGAGAAAUUGAACAGCUUGAAACUAGAAUCUGAAUCGUGGCAAGAAAAAUAUGAAGAGCUAAGGGAACAGCUCAAGGAACUAGAGCAAUCUAACACUGAAAAAGAAAAUGAGAUCAAAUCUUUGUCUGCUAAGAACGAACAACUGGACAGUGAAGUGGAGAAAUUAGAAACUCAAUUGUCCGAUACUAAGCAACUGGCUGAAGACUCCAAUAACUUGAGGUCCAACAAUGAAAACUACACUAAGAAGAACCAGGAUCUAGAACAACAAGUGGAGGAUAGUGAAACAAAACUCAAGGAGGCGAUGGAAAAAUUAAAAGAGGCGGAUCUGAACACUGAGCAAAUGGGUAGAAAAAUUGUUGCUCUGGAGGAAGAAAGGGAAGAAUGGGAAAAGAAGUGUGAAGAAUUCCAAAGCAAAUAUGAAGAAGCUCAAAAGGAACUUGACGAAAUUGCUACUUCAUUGGAAAAUUUAUGA
Molecule: messenger RNA, 486 nt
Organism: Saccharomyces mikatae IFO 1815
Lineage: Eukaryota; Fungi; Ascomycota; Saccharomycetes; Saccharomycetales; Saccharomycetaceae
Gene: TPM2
Product: tropomyosin TPM2
Exons: 1
Coding region: 1-486 (161 amino acids)
Biological process (GO): mitotic cytokinesis; actin filament organization
Cellular component (GO): actomyosin contractile ring; actin filament
Molecular function (GO): actin filament binding
Source: RefSeq, a predicted model, not a curated record